Messenger RNA from Vigna angularis (adzuki bean), 774 nucleotides. RefSeq lists its product as uncharacterized. NCBI's taxonomy places the organism in Eukaryota, Viridiplantae, Streptophyta, Magnoliopsida, Fabales, Fabaceae. Gene Ontology annotation, molecular function: DNA binding. The coding region runs from base 1 to 774 and encodes 257 amino acids. The record is from RefSeq and is a predicted model, not a curated record. Gene Ontology annotation, biological process: regulation of DNA-templated transcription. The transcript has 3 exons.
AUGGGUUUAGAACAAAUAGAGCAACUCGUGCAGGGUACUGGAAGUCCACUGCAAAAAGAUAGGAAAGUUUCCUGCCAAAGCAGACCCAUUGGCAUGAAGAAGACUUUGGUGUACUAUAGAGGCCGAGCUCCUCAAGGAAUCAGAACUGAUUGGGUAAUGCAUGAGUAUCGCCUUGAUGACAAAGAGUGUGAAGACACCACUGGAUUACAGAAGCUUGCAUAUGCAUCUUUCCUCCUAGAAGAUGAGGCUGAGUAUUGGUGGGAUGGAAUGCAACAACUGACGGGAGCUCGUGGCGAAGCCAUCUCUUGGAAUAGUUUUAAGACCAGGUUUUUGGAAAAGUAUUUUCCAAACAGUGCCAGGAUUGAAAGGGAGACUGAAUUUUUGACUCUACAACAAAAGGAAAUGACAGUACAAGCUUAUGUUAAUAGAUUCGAGUACUUGGCCCGUUUCUACGCACAUAAUAUGUCUGAAGAGUGGAGAUGUCGGAGAUUCGAGCGAGGGUUGAGACACGAAUUAAUGAAGAUGAUUGUGCCUUUGGAGAUUACGGAGUUCCCAGCCCUAGUUGAGAAGGCAAAGACGAACAUGGCACACCGAACUAGCGACCAUAGUCAAACACCUCAGGCUGAUGUGUUUUCACAAGCUGUCGACCGAAUGUUCAAUGCGAUGGAACGACAACAUGUCGCUGAAGCGCCAAGGAAUCAUUCUGGUUUAAAUGACUUCUUGAGACAUGAUUCCCCGAAAUUCAAUGGAAAGGCCACUCUAGACAAAGCUUAA